This is a messenger RNA of Pipistrellus nathusii (Nathusius's pipistrelle), 3258 nucleotides long. The record is from the annotation of a GenBank genome assembly. Lineage: Eukaryota; Metazoa; Chordata; Mammalia; Chiroptera; Vespertilionidae.
AUGAAUUCGGUCCUCACCAAGUACGGGUCCCCGCCUCGCGGCUGGCUGAGCCUUCGUCUGGGGAGCAAUGCCGGGAGCCUGGCCGAGGAGCAGGGCCUGCGCUGUCAGAACCCCAACUGCAUGGACAAGGGGCGCGCGGCCAAGGUAUGCCACCACGCCGACUGCCAGCAGCUGCACCGCCGGGGCCCCCUCAACCUCUGCCAGGCCUGUGACAGCAAGUUCCACAGCGCCAUGCAUUAUGACGGGCACGUCCGCUUCGACCUGCCCCCCCAGGGCUCUGUCCUGGCCCGGAAUGUGUCCACGCGGUCAUGCCCCCCUCGCACCAGCCCUGCCGUGGACCUGGAGGAGGAGGAGGAGAGCUCCGCGGAUGGCAAAGGGGACCGGAAGAACUCAGGCCUGAAACUCUCCAGGAAGAAGGCCAGGAGGAGACACACCGAUGACCCAAGCAAGGAGUGCUUCACCCUGAAGUUUGACCUGAACGUGGACAUCGAGACGGAGAUUGUGCCGGCCGUGAAGAAGAAGUCCCUGGGGGAGGUGCUGCUGCCCAUCUUUGAGAGGAAGGGCAUCGCGCUGGGCAAAGUGGAAAUCUACCUGGACCAGUCCAACACGCCCCUGUCCCUCACCUUCGAGGCCUACAGGUUCGGGGGACACUACCUGCGGGUCAAAGCCAAGCCGGGGGACGAGGGGAAGGUGGAGCAGGGCGUGAAGGACGCCAAGUCCCUGAGUCUGCCCAUCCUGCGGCCAGCCGGAGCUGGGCCCCCGGGCCUGGAGCGCGCCGACCCCCAGAGCCGCCUGGACAUCCUGGCCCCUGGGCGCCGCCGCAAGAACAUGUCGGAGUUCCUGGGCGAGGCGAGCAUCCCCGGGCAGGAGCCCCCCGCGCCCUCCAGCUGCUCGCUGCCCACCGGGGGCGGCGGCGGCAGCGACAGCUGGAAGAACCGGGCCGCCAGCCGCUUCAGCGGCUUCUUCAGCUCGGGCCCCAGUGCCAGCGUCUUCGGCCGGGAGGUGGACAAGAUGGAGCAGCUGGAGGGCAAGCUGCACGCCUACGCCCUCUUCGGGCUGCCCCGGCUGCCCCGGCGGCUGCGCUUCGACCAGGACUCGUGGGAGGAGGAGGGGGACGAGGAAGAGGAGGAGGACGAUGCCUGCCUGUGGCUGGAGGACAGCUGGCGGGACCUCAUCGAUGGGCAUGAGAAGCUGACCCGGAGGCAGUGCCACCAGCAGGAGGCGGUGUGGGAGCUCCUGCACACGGAGGUUUCCUACAUCAAGAAGCUGCGGGUGAUCACUAACCUGUUCCUGUGCUGCCUCCUGAACCUGCAAGAGGCGGGGCUGCUGUGUGAGGUGGAGGCGGAGCGCCUGUUCAGCAACGUCCCCGAGAUCGCGCGCCUGCACCGCGGGCUGUGGGGCAGCGUGAUGGCGCCGAUGGUGGAGAAGGCGCGGCGCACGCGGGCGCUGCUGCAGCCCGGAGACCUCCUCAAAGGCUUCAAGCUGUUCGGCUCCCUCUUCAAGCCCUACAUCCGGUACUGCAUGGAGGAGGAGGGCUGCAUGGAGUACAUGCGCGGCCUGCUGCGCGACAGCGACCUCUUCCGGGCCUACGUGACGUGGGCCGAGAAGCACCAGCAGUGCCAGCGGCUGAAGCUGAGCGACAUGCUGGCCAAGCCCCACCAGCGGCUCACCAAGUACCCGCUGCUGCUCAAGUCUGUGCUGCGCAAGACGGACGAGCCGCGCGCCAAGGAGGCCGUCGUCACCAUGAUCGGCUCCGUAGAGCGCUUCAUCCACCACGUGAACGCGUGCAUGCGGCAGCGGCAGGAGCGGCAGCGGCUGGCGGCCGUGGUGAGCCGCAUCGACGCCUACGAGGCGGUGGAGGGCAGCAACGACGAGGUGGACAAGCUCCUGAAGGAGUUCCUGCACCUGGACCUGACGGCACCCAUCCCGGGUGCCUCCCCGGAGGAGACGCGGCAGCUGCUGAUGGAGGGCAGCCUGCGGAUGAAGGAGGGAAAGGACAGCAAGAUGGACGUGUACUGCUUCCUCUUCACGGACCUGCUCUUGGUGACCAAGGCGGUGAAGAAGGCCGAGAGGACCAAGGUCAUCAGGCCGCCGCUGCUGGUGGACAAGAUUGUGUGCCGGGAGCUGCGGGACCCUGGCUCCUUCCUCCUCAUCCACCUCAACGAGUUCCACAGCGCGGUGGGGGCCUACGCCUUCCAGGCCAGCGGGCAGGCCCUGUGUCGGGGCUGGGUGGACGCCAUUUACAACGCCCAGAACCAGUUGCAGCAGCUGCGUGCACAGGAGCAUGCAGGCAGCCAGCAGCACCUGCAGAGCCUGGAGGAGGAGGAGGAAGAAGAGGAGGAGGAGGAGGACGAGCAGGAGGAAGACGAGGAGGAAGACGAGGAAGAGGAGGGUGGGGAGAGCAGCACUUCCGCCGCCAGCUCCCCCACCAUCCUGCGCAAAAGCAGCAACAGCCUGGACUCCCAGCACUGCGCCUCGGACGGCUCCACGGAGACCCUGGCCAUGGUGGUGGUGGAGCCCGGGGAGCCGCUGUCCUCUCCCGAGUUCGAGGGCGGCCCCUUCAGCUCCCAGUCGGACGAGAUGUCCCUCGGCACCACCGCCUCGUCCGUCACGCCGACCAGCGAGCUGCUGGCCCUGGGUCCUGGGGACAGCCGCUCCUGCUCCAUGGACUCCGCCUACGGCACCCUGUCCCCCACCUCCCUGCAAGACUUCGCGACCCCAGCCCCUGCGGCAGAGCCCGCGCCCCGGCCCCCCGGUUCGCCACAAGCCCCCUCGCCCCCGCCCUCGCCCCGCCUCCGCCGCCGCACCCCCGUCCAGCUGCUGCCCCGCCUGCCCCGCCUGCUCAAGUCCAAGUCCGAGGCCAGCCUCCUCCAGCUGCUGGCGGGGGCCACGGCCCGGGGGGCGCCCCCGGCCCCCAGCCGCAGCCUGUCGGAACUCUGCUUGGCUGCCACGGCCUCUGGCACCCGGACUCGAGGCUCCACCCACGAAGCUGGGCCCCGCUGGCAUGGCGGGGGCGCGCCAAGCCCUGGCGGUGGCCCCCGGCCGUCGGAGACGGAGGGCAGGAUCGCCUGCCCGGCGGAGGAGCCCCGAGGGCCCGCCAGGAGGAGCGGAGAGCUGCCCUCAGGGGCCUCCCCCGGGGUCCAGCCGGAGCCGCCCCCCGGGGUCUCCGCCCAGCACCGGAAGCUGACGCUGGCCCAGCUCUACCGCAUCCGGACCACCCUGCUGCUCAACUCCACGCUCACCGCCUCGGAGGUCUGA